Molecule: messenger RNA, 1812 nt
Organism: Penicillium chermesinum
Lineage: Eukaryota; Fungi; Ascomycota; Eurotiomycetes; Eurotiales; Aspergillaceae
Product: VPS9 domain-containing protein
Exons: 2
Coding region: 1-1812 (603 amino acids)
Biological process (GO): vesicle-mediated transport
Cellular component (GO): endocytic vesicle; cytosol
Molecular function (GO): small GTPase binding; guanyl-nucleotide exchange factor activity
Source: RefSeq, a predicted model, not a curated record
AUGAACCUAUCAGCCGGACCUAGCGGAGUCACUUACGACUUAGUGCCAUAUAGGGCCAGCUCGCCCCCCCACCCCCUGUGGACCAAAGACAACCCUGUCGCAGAAGCUGCUGGCCAGUCUUCCUUGCACUCAUCGUCCGUUGCUAGGAUGGCCUCGGAACCCCCGGCUGCCGCUGCUCUGGAGCAGCCGGCCGACCAGAUGCACACCACUCCUCAGCCAUCGAUCUCACUACCCGUUGAUGAGGGGCAAGAAAACGGACACGAUGUGUUUGACAGGCGAAGUUCCGCCGAUUCCGGCAUUGGCGACGGACAAGCAGAUGAUGGAUUCGUUCUCUCACGAAGCUUGCAAGAUCCGUCCGAGGAGCUCCCGAUCGAGCUUAUCAGCUUGACUGACAGCGCCAAAGUACACAACUCCCCCCCAACGAUCGAGAAAAUAUCAUCCCUCUUUCAGGUCUUCUACAGCCGUGCCGAGACUCAUAUUGCGACUCACAUCUCAGCUCUCGCGUCUCGCAUCAACCGUGAUCCGCCGCCUCAACCUACACCGAAACCGCGGGGAGGUGCACUGUCCAUGCUGAGCAGCAAGCGCUCACAAGACGACUUCAACCAAGGUGCACCGGGUCGGCAAAUGUUGACAGCGGCUGAAGUCGCUGAAAGACGGAAGGCACGCAGAGACCUGGAAUACAAACGGGCAGCUUUGGAAGAGGCUGCUGAGAGGAGGAUCUGUGAGCUGGUGUACGACAAGAUUUGGCGCCACAAAAGCACAUUGGAUGAUGUUCGGGACGAAAAGCUGCGCUCAAAGACUGCUGCGUUGCUGCUGGUCGGCAUCGAUCUGAAAGACUUGGGCGUAGAUAUUGAUAUGGCCUCGAUCGACGAAGAUAAGCAGCGUGAAGCAAACGACUGUCUUGGCCAGGCGAGAGAAUGUCUUGACAAGAUGAACGAUUAUAAAUACCCUUUGGGGAAGCUUCAACAACUUGCAGCAGCCCAUAAAGCCAUUGUCGAUGCGCUUACGAAGCUAUUGCCUUCUUCAUCGUCGGCGGACGAGAUUCUACCAGCCCUGAUAUAUUCACUCAUCACAUGUCCGCCGGAAGGUAUCAACGUUGUCAGCAACUUCCUAUUCAUGCAGCGGUUUAGGUCUUCCAAUAGAAUCGAUGGAGAGACCGCAUAUUGCUUGACCAACCUUGAAGCCGCUAUUAGCUUCUUAGAGAAUGUUGAGCUAUCGAGUCUGCGAGCAGACGAAACUCGAGAAGGUCCUCUCAAGAACCCGGACACAACAACGCCGGCGUCAGAAAGAUUUGACCCUUUCAGGCCCACCAAGGAACCCGCGACAGCGUCAGUGACAACUAUGUCUGCAUCACCCGAGAUUGCAAAACCACAAACUAAAGAGCCAGCCUCUUCGUCGUUACCUCGAGCCCAAUUAUCCCCGCCACCUCAGCAACGGCGCUUGAGUAACCUUCUCCAACCCUCUGCAAAAGUAUUUGAAGCAGCCAAUGACGCCGUGCGAAAUACAGCCGACCAAGGUCUGAAGAAUAUCAGUGCAUCGCUUGAUAACUCGUUCAGCUUCUUUUUUGGUCGAUUAAAAGAAUUUCAAAACCAACUACCAAACUCGCCCGGUGAAAAGCCCAUGUUGCCGAAAACACUCGCCGAAGCGCGGCGUCUUGUUGCUGUACCCCCGUCCGCCAAACAAAACAUCUCUGAUGACUUGGCAUCCAUCAACUCUCUCCAAUCUGAGGAUGGUCUCUCCCGCGAGAACCAGCUCGAGGGCAGCAGAGCUCACCAGCGGAGUCCCUACGCCACGCGAUCGAAGCGCCGAUAG